CACUGCUUUGCCCGCGCGGAAAGCAGUCGACACUCUGCCAUGGCAUUGAAACAUUUUCAACACUCGUUAUUCAUUAAAGGAAGAAAUGAUACAGGCCCGCUUCAGCCGGUGUAUCAACAAUGGUACACGGAUUCGUGCUCAAUGGUGAUUCAGCCAUGUUACGUCCUGCAGUCAGCUGGUACUCCUUAUGAGGGGGAACCUCGGUGGAUGAUAUUUGAGGCCGCAACCGAUAACAGCCACUCCUUUGUUACCGAAACUAACUUCAACAAACCUCCAAAAGAACAUAAUGCCUGGACUCGACUCAUACACGCGUUCAUUCACUAUACAUACGACCUUAGUGGAGACCAAACUUUAAUUUCCAACCUGGAUUGUGACGAUCACGGUAAAAUUAGCAACGUGACCUGCUAUGUUAGAAAUAGCCCGCCAUACCACAGCCGAAAUAAUGCGGAAAUGGCAGGUAUAGUUGAAUGUGCCUUCAAAUUGUUUGCGGAGCAACACGUUUGCAAUGAUAUUUGUGAACUGCUUGGAAACGUUAAGAUGUGAUAGCAAGGUGCCAAUGUUUUUCCGCUUUAUAGUAGCCAUUGUUUAUUGGGUAGUAUAAGUAUUGCUACCCUACAGAUAUUAUCGAUAUUGUUAAUGAACUCAGCAUAUUUAUCAAAUGAUCGGCAUGCACACGAUCAAUGUUUAAAAUGUUAUCCUUUAUAGUUUGUCGAACCCAACCUUUGUUGUGAUUUUCCUUCUGUGUAUAGUGUGUUGGGUGUAGGUAGAUAUUUACCUACAGCCUCUUAUUUGUUUCCUAAACAAAUAACAACAUAGGUUAUGCAUGUAGACCAUAUCCAAAAGGAACGUAAUGUUAUUUCCUUUUUCUCAACUU
Molecule: messenger RNA, 874 nt
Organism: Melampsora larici-populina 98AG31
Lineage: Eukaryota; Fungi; Basidiomycota; Pucciniomycetes; Pucciniales; Melampsoraceae
Exons: 3
Coding region: 40-543 (167 amino acids)
Biological process (GO): protein phosphorylation
Molecular function (GO): protein serine/threonine kinase activity; ATP binding
Source: RefSeq, a predicted model, not a curated record